Messenger RNA from Dermochelys coriacea (leatherback sea turtle), 4028 nucleotides. It is a transcript of the gene ADAM15, whose product is annotated as ADAM metallopeptidase domain 15. The coding region runs from base 204 to 2924 and encodes 906 amino acids. Gene Ontology annotation, molecular function: integrin binding; metalloendopeptidase activity. Gene Ontology annotation, biological process: proteolysis; innate immune response; integrin-mediated signaling pathway. The record is from RefSeq and is a predicted model, not a curated record. NCBI's taxonomy places the organism in Eukaryota, Metazoa, Chordata, Testudines, Dermochelyidae. The transcript has 25 exons.
CCUGGCAGGGCCGGCCGGGAAGUUCCCCUCCCCGGCCGAGCGGGUGCUGCCAGGCCCGGCCCCGCUCCGUGCGAGCCGGGAGGGCGGGGGCGGCCCGGCCGGAUCGGGGCUGGGUCCGGGCCCAGGACCGGCAUAAACCCGCAGCCGCGGCGCCCCGCACGCCAGGAGCUGGGACCGGCGGCUGAGCCGAGCCGAGCCGAGCCAUGGGGCUGCGGCUGCUCCUCGGGCUGCUCUGGGCCCUGGGCGGCUGCGACUCGGGGCUCCUCGGGCACCGCCGCGAGUCCGGCCCCGAGCCGCGGGACCUCGGAGCCGGUUGGGGCGCCCGGCGCGCAGGCGGCAGCACCAGGCGGCAGCGUGAGGACCUGGGACAUUAUUGGCACGUGACGCCCUGGAUCCUGCAGGGCAACCAGAUGCUCAGCAUGGCAGAGACAGGCCUGGAGGGCUUGCCAGAGCGGCUGCAGGUUGCCCUAGACCUGGAAGGGACACGGCUUGUGCUGGAGUUAGAGCAAAACCGGGAGGUGGCUCCGGGUGCUCGGGCACUGCUCUAUUACCUGCCCAAUGGUACACGGGUGACGCAGGCCGCUGGCUCGCAGGGAACCUGCUGCUACCGGGGCUAUGUCCGGGGGGUUCCAGGCUCCAGGGCCAGCAUCUGCGCCUGCUCCGGACUCAGUGGCUUCCUCGUGGCCUCGGAGAACAGGAGCUACGGCCUGGAGCCGGACCCCCAGGGGCCCCGCGGGAGGCACCUGGCCUACAGGCCCCGGGACAUGCGGCUGGCACGGAGGGAGUGUGGGCUGGGCCCCCCCAACCACACGCAACCACUGCUGGAACUGGAGACGCGCAGGGGGAAGCGGGAGGCAGCCCCAGAGCAGCCGUUUGUGGAGCUGGUGAUGGUGGUGGACCAUGCAGAGUUCCAGAAUUACCCCAACAUGGAACGGAUCCAGACCCGGAUGCUGGAGAUCGCCAACCAGGUGGACACGUUCUAUCAGCCGCUGGGCGUCCGUGUGGCGCUGCUGGCGGUGGAAGUGUGGAACCAGGGGGACCCCAUCGCCGUGGGGCCCAGCGCCCGGGCCACGCUGGAACGCUUCCUGCAGUGGAGGCAGAAGGAGCUGCUGCCCCGGCUCCCACAUGACAACGCCCAGCUGCUCACGGGGACCCCGCUGGAGGGGGCGGCAGUGGGGAUGGCAUCUCAGGCCUCCAUGUGCUCUGCCGCGCGAUCGGGCGGGGUCAGCGUGGAUCACUCGGUCAGCGUCCUGGUCGUGGCCUCCACCGUGGCUCACCAGCUGGGCCACAACCUGGGCAUGAGCCAUGACGGGGCUGGGCGCCAGUGUGACUGCGUCGGCCCCUACCAGGAGCGGAGCUGCAUCAUGGCGCCGCCCACGGGGCUGAUGCCCGGUCUGAGCUUUAGCAGCUGCAGCCAGCAGGAUGUGGAGCGGAGCCUGCGCCGGGGCCAGGGCUGGUGCCUCUUCAAUGUGCCCGAGCCCGAGAGCCUGGCCGUGCGCCCGCGCUGCGGGAACCGGCUGGUGGAGAAGGACGAGACAUGCGACUGUGGCUUGCGGGAGGAGUGCGCUGACCCCUGCUGCAAUGCCAGCACCUGCCGGCUGGCUGCCGGAGCUGAGUGCGCCACGGGGGAUACCUGCUGCCAGGACUGCAAGCUGCGAGGGGCCGGCUCCCUGUGCCGGGAGCCCCGUGGUGAAUGCGACCUCCCCGAGUUCUGCGACGGGCUCUCCCCACGCUGCCCCCGCAACACAUACCUGCAGGAUGGGCAACCCUGUGCCGGAGGCCAGGCCUACUGCUACGGGGGGGCCUGCACCACCUACCAGGGCCAGUGCCAGGAGCUGUGGGGCCCAGGUUCGGGCCCCGUCUCCGACGUCUGCAUGGCCUCCCUGAAUGUCAGGGGGGAUGAGCACGGGCACUGCGGGCAGCGCGCCAACAGCACCUACAUCCCCUGUGCCCAGCAGGAUGCUGGCUGCGGGAGGCUGCAGUGCCAGGGGGGCAGUGCCCAGGGCACACUGCAGGAUGGGGCAGCACCCAGUUGCCGUGGGACCCCUCUGCCCCCACGCGAGGAUGUGAGCGACCUGGCCAUGGUGCUGCCAGGCACAGCCUGUGGCCCUGGGAAGGUGUGCAGCAGUGGCCAGUGCCGGGACGUCUCUGAGCUGGGGGUGCAGGAGUGUCGGAGCAAAUGUCACGGGCAUGGGGUCUGCAACAACAAGGGGCACUGCCACUGUGAGGCAGGCUGGGCCCCCCCUGCCUGCAACAGCCCGGGGACCGGGGGCAGCGUGGACAGCGGCACUGGGGGCCUGGAGCAAGGGAGCAGCGCGCUCCCCACCACCCUGCUGAUCCUGGCCGCCCUGAUCCUGGCCCUCGCUCUGGGGCUUUGCUACGCCAAGCGCACCGGCCUGCACCGGCACCUUUGCCAGCUCGGCAAGGGCACCAGCUGCCAGUACAGCACCAAGCCGGGCACCCAGGUGCAAUUGCUUAGCGCAGGAGUCUCGGCCGACCCGAACGGGAUCUCUCAGCCAGGGCCGCGAGGCUCCAACCAGCCCCAGCCCGGGCAACCGCGGCCCCAGAGCACCGAGCUGCAGGUGAUGCCUACCAGUAAGCCCAUUCCCCACGGCUGGGCCAGGCCCGAUCCGCCUUCCAAGCCGCUCCCGCCUGACCCGGUUCCCAAGGAAUCCCAGGCCUUGCUGCGGGACAGGCCGCCCCCCCCCACGCGCCCGCUGCCUGCAGACCCUGUGCUGAAAGGCGCUCAGCUUCCAGGCCCUGCCAAGCCACCCCUGCCCGGGAGGCUGCUGCCCUCGGACCCCACCGGGCCCCUCGUCUCCAGGCCUGAGCUGUCCUCGGUGCCCUCCUACGUCCCCCAUGUCAUGGUGCUGCCCUCCAGGCCAGCUCCCCCACCCCCUGCUGGGCAUCUCCAGGACAUCUAGUGCGAGACGGAUUCUGCUCUCUGUGUGUGGGCUGCCUGGGGUCAGGAACCUCCCCUCCGUCGCUGCCUGUUGGACUCGGGGUUACUGGCCCCUGCGUCGCUGGCGUGGCCCCCCCAUGCCCGCUCUGUCGCUGUCUGUUGGACUCGGGGUUACUGGCCCCUGUGUCGCUGGCGUGGGCCCCCCCCCAGGCCCCCUCUGUCGCUGCCUGUUGGACUUGGGGUUACUGGCCCCUGCGUCGCUGGCGUGGCCCCCCAUGCUCCCUCCGUCGCUGACUCUGGCAGGUCCUGAGCGCUGGGAUCUCUUUCUGGGCUCCUCCCCCCUCCCCCAUGGAGGUGCCCUGGGGACACUGCGGAGCCAGAUCAGAACUUGCCAUGGGCUGCUGGAGGCUUGGCCUGUUACACUCUGUGCUGUGGACGCUGUUUCUGGGUCUUUGCCCAAAGCCCCUCGGCUGGACCUGCCAGUCCCCUGGGAACUGGGCCCCGAGAGCUCUUGGGUGCUGGGGGCUCCGAACACUGGGUGUGGCUGGGCGCAUCCCAGGGGAGCGGCUGCGUCUGGGCAGGGAGCACAGGUGAGAGUCGGUGCGUGCCGGAACUUGUCCUGGGAGAUUUGACACCGCCAGAGCCAUUCACUGGGACGCUGCCUGGCUGGGCGGGGGGAAGGACUCCCUGGUGGGGGCUCCCCCUUCCUUUGGGGUGCUGGCUGCUUCUGAACCCGCUUUAGAUCAUCUGUAAACUGUCUAAUAAAGGGGCUGGGAGCUGCCUGAGUUAACUCCUUCUGCUCCAGCAUGAAUUCUCUGUGCCCCUGGGAGUGGCGUGUCCUGCUGGCCAGGGCCCAGGCAGUGCCCAGGGCAGAGCCCAAGCUGCCCAUCCUGGGGCCAGCUCUCCCUUGGGGGGCAUGCCGCGCUCUCGUGACCCCAGGAGGCCUCCAGGGGGCUCAGAUCACUUCCCCAUGUGGCCUAAUGGAGACUUCAGGGGGUUCCCCUCAGCCUUGGGGUGCUGCAGGGUGUCACGGAGUCACCAGACAAUGCUCUGGAACUACUCCAUAUAAUGCCACCACCCCCCCCCCCACCGUGUGGGGCACAGCAGAAAGGCCCAGAUCCAGAAA